AUGCCUGCUUUCGACCGAUAUCGUGCAGCCCUGGGCUCCAUUGCGGCACGUACUGGUGCUCCUGUGUCCUCAUUGGUUAUCUCUUUCGGAAUACUCCACGAAAUCACUGCUAUUGUCCCUCUGGUUGGCCUUUUCUACGCAGGUCGAUCACUUGGAGUUGGUGAACGGAUCGUUGGUUCAUUGCCUGAGAAAUCAGACAACUGGGUCGUUGAGAAAUGCAGGACAUGGGUAGACGACGGAAGGGAAUGGGCAGCCCGUGUGGGGAAACGAUAUGGCGCGUUUGGCUUGCAGAAGGGUGAACAGUUACCCGCUCUCCCUGAUCACCUUGCUGGAGACGUUGCCAAUGCUGUAGCAGCCUAUGCAGCCACCAAAGCCCUUCUUCCAGUUCGUAUCGCAGCAGCCCUUUAUCUUUCUCCGGCAUUUUCUCGCGUAUUUGUCGACCCAAUGCGUAGAGGCUUGGGGAGCCUUUUACGUCGAGGACCAUAG
This is a messenger RNA of Mycena indigotica, 486 nucleotides long. RefSeq lists its product as uncharacterized. The coding region runs from base 1 to 486 and encodes 161 amino acids. NCBI's taxonomy places the organism in Eukaryota, Fungi, Basidiomycota, Agaricomycetes, Agaricales, Mycenaceae. Gene Ontology annotation, cellular component: mitochondrion. The record is from RefSeq and is a predicted model, not a curated record. The transcript is spliced from 2 exons.